Molecule: messenger RNA, 714 nt
Organism: Volvox carteri f. nagariensis
Lineage: Eukaryota; Viridiplantae; Chlorophyta; Chlorophyceae; Chlamydomonadales; Volvocaceae
Exons: 6
Coding region: 1-714 (237 amino acids)
Source: RefSeq, a predicted model, not a curated record
AUGAGACAUGGACAUCGACAAGAUGAAGAGGAUGACGUAUGGCACCUGACAGCAGCUCGGCCCUGGGAUCCUCCUUUAUCGGCAAAAGGCCGGCGGCAGGCUCGCGAGGCUGCUGCGCAAUUCAAGUCCAAAAACAUCGACUACGUUCUCACAUCGCCUUUCGUGCGAUGCUUGCAAACCUCAGCGGAAAUUGUGGACGAGCUUGGGUUGGAACAGGGCAGAUGGCUCGUCCUGUGGCCUAUGGCCGAGCUCUGUGAUCCCCGGCUGCUGCUGGCGGGGCGAGAUGACCUGCGGGCCACCCUGGGGAAGCGGCCGAUCCGGGAGUGGAUGUGGAACGGGCAGACAUUCGAGCAGGCUCUAACGGACCUGUUGGCUCCAGAGCUGGCACUGAGCGGCGUGCGCACCCGCCCCGAGGUGUGGAACGACACAACGCCGACGUACCCGGAGAAGAUCGAGCAGGCACUCAAGCGCUACGAGCGGCAAAUCAAGUUGGUUUCUAAGGAGUUUGCGGGGCGUAACGUGAUUAUUGUGACGCACGGCGAGGCACUCAGGGCGGCUGUCAACUUGUACGACACACGUGCCGCGGUGUACGAGGUGAAACACACGGGUCACGUGCCGCUACGCCGGGAGCGCGGCCCCGGUGGCAACUGGGAGCCGUGGAGCUUGUGCUGCACCUCCGGGCAGACGGGUGUGUACUGGUCGUACGCAACGUAG